GUCUGUUUUUUGGAUAAUACACUGUUGGUCCUGUUGUACCUUGUCAUCCUCGUUUCAUCCAUUCGCCGACAUGCCUAAAGGAUUCCUGGUGAAAAGAAAUAAGAAAGUAGCGCUUGUCUCGUACCGGAUUCGCUCGGAUGAGGAUGGAGGAUCAGCUCCAGAAUGUCAGAUAGCUCAGUUCGAUUCAUCCCCACCCGUGCCCAGCGCCUCAAAGCCGGACAGCAUCAUCUCAGCAUCCCGUUUAGAUGGAACAGACGCGCUGGUGCCGGUUCACAGCGCAAAGCCGGUUCAGUUCGGAAACCCAGAGGCGGUCUACCAAGCUCUGCACAGCCCCACCCGGCCAAUUAGCAAGGAACACAACAUGAAAUAUUUCGAGAGAACUUUCAAUAUCGGUUCGCCCGUAUCCGCCGAAUCGUUUCCGACUGCUGCCUCCCUCACCAGCCUGGACCAUAAUCUUCUGUUCGCUCCGGUUGACUUGAAGAUCGGCACCAGCAACAGUAACCGGAGCGGAAUUGUCAGCGGUGCGCACGCCCCGUCCAUCCGAACAGGCACCAAAAGACCUUCGACUUCCGUCACCGAGCGUAAAAGCAGAAACAACCUAGCGAAGAAACCCAAAGCCAUACAGAAACUCAGUUUCGAGGAUGAGGUGACUACGUCACCAGUGCUGGGCCUGAAAAUCAAAGAGGGACCCGUGGACUCGAAACCAAGACCGGCCACAUCCAACACUAACAAACCACUGGGAGAGUUCAUCUGUCAGCUUUGCAAAGAAGAGUACUCAGACCCGUUUUCUCUAGCACAGCAUAAGUGCUCUCGGAUAGUACGGGUGGAGUACAGGUGUCCCGAGUGCGACAAGGUCUUCAGCUGUCCUGCCAACCUGGCUUCUCACCGGCGAUGGCACAAACCACGCGUCCAGAGCGCACCGAAAGCACCCAUCCAACCCGCCAAACUGUUGGCAGAAGAUCUCAAAGACAUGAGAACAGAGUUCUCCAGCGACAGAGACUCGUCGAGUCCAGGUGUAUCCGAAUCUGGCUCCGAUGACGGUCUUUACGACUGCCAGAACUGCGGGAAGCGGUUCAAACGCCAAGCCUAUUUGAGGAAACACAUAAUGGGACACCAAGCGCUCCAGAAUCAAAUAAUCGGAGACACGUUUCAUAACGGAGAGAGAGUAGAGAGUCCUUAUAUUGUGCCCUCAGAGGACAGCCAAAGCCAGAGUCCACUCAUUCUAAGCCCCGUGGACUGUCUCCUCUGUCCGGCUUGUGGAGAGAACCUACCCAACAUUGCGAGUCUGGAGCGACACCUUCGGAUAUUGCAUGACGAUUCCCAGGCUUUUCCCUGCAAGUUCUGCCCAGCCACUUUCUACAGCUCCCCGGGUCUCAGUAGGCACAUCAACAAAUGCCACCCCACCGAAAACAGGCAAGUCAUCCUACUCCAUAUGCCCGUGCGUAAUGCCUGCUGAAGAGAACCAAUGUAACUCCAAAAUCACACAAUCUGUCCUUUUAGAAUGAUAUAUUUUCAUCAAAUCCCUGACGCCUUUUUAUAAAGGUAUUUUUCUAGAAAACCUAGCACACAUGGUAAUGUAAUAGCUCCUAGACCUAAGACAUGUUCAUGUACCUCUGUGGAUAAAACCUUGAAUUCACAUGCUGUUCGUUUCAAGUCUGUAGCUUUAAUAUGUGAAUUACAGGACUGAAAAACAAAUCUUGAAAAGUUUCCCUUUAGUAGCCAAAAAUGCCUUUAGAAAAAUACAUCAAACUACUGCCUUAAGAACUCAGUGUAAUUAUUGUUUUUUAUUGAUUUUGAAUGUCGGCAAACAAUUACCGUACAAUUUAUUAUCAUUAUCAUCAGUAAAAUUAUUGAAAUAAGUUUAUUCUUAAUAUUUUAUGUAUUUAUUUAUUUAAUGGCUUUGUGUAAAUGAUUGUUUUCUGAGUUGUUUUGUCCUGUGUCACAUUGAAGUCGAAUCGUUUUGUCAAGAUCAUAAUGUCUUGGGUGGUCUCAAGUGUUGUGCACAAACGUGAAGCUCUUAUAGAUGCAAUCCUUUUCUAUACAUUAUUUUCCUAAAUGUUUGCUGCCUAUAGCUUUUCAUAUGUGUCUGUG
Molecule: messenger RNA, 2091 nt
Organism: Myxocyprinus asiaticus (Chinese sucker)
Lineage: Eukaryota; Metazoa; Chordata; Actinopteri; Cypriniformes; Catostomidae
Product: insulinoma-associated protein 1b-like
Exons: 1
Coding region: 71-1456 (461 amino acids)
Biological process (GO): neuron differentiation; regulation of cell cycle process; negative regulation of transcription by RNA polymerase II
Cellular component (GO): transcription repressor complex; nucleus
Molecular function (GO): RNA polymerase II cis-regulatory region sequence-specific DNA binding; DNA-binding transcription repressor activity, RNA polymerase II-specific
Source: RefSeq, a predicted model, not a curated record